Molecule: messenger RNA, 1261 nt
Organism: Wyeomyia smithii (pitcher-plant mosquito)
Lineage: Eukaryota; Metazoa; Arthropoda; Insecta; Diptera; Culicidae
Gene: mRpL3
Product: 39S ribosomal protein L3, mitochondrial
Exons: 5
Coding region: 21-1232 (403 amino acids)
Biological process (GO): translation
Cellular component (GO): mitochondrial large ribosomal subunit; ribosome
Molecular function (GO): structural constituent of ribosome
Source: RefSeq, a predicted model, not a curated record
GUAGAAUGAGUGUAUAGUGCAUGUCUUCUGUUCUGAUCUGUCAUUCGUGCACACAUAAAUAUUACGUGAAUCGUGGUGUGAAGCCGUCUGUUUUGCCUCAAAAAUAUCAGGAAAUGCUUAUUUCCAGCUUUUAUCCGAGUGGGUUAAUUGCUCGUAAUGUUUUACUACCAGGCCUCAAUCAGCUCCGAGGAAAGAACUAUCUAAACCGGCCUCGACUAAGAAAUCCUGUUUGGUUCGUCAGAAAAGAAAGAACCGUGCACGACGAACAUCUGACACCCGAGAACACCGCAUUUAUUAAAGAAGUUUUACACGACAAAUUUGGUCCUCCAGCACUGGUAAAGGGUGUGUUAACGUUUGAUCAAGCUAGUAAGUCCCUUAUUCAAACAGAAGAGCUUCCGGCAACGACAUGGACUCCUGGUCUUAAACGAACAGGUGUCAUUGCAAAGAAAAUAGGACAAUAUCCUCUAUGGAAGAAAGAUGGAACGAAAAUUCGUACCACCUUGCUACAGAUCAUAGAUAAUCACGUGGUUAAAUAUAUACCUCCAGAAGAGCUUAAUCCAGCUCAAGAGCCGCGUCAGAAACGAAACUGGCGAAAACCAUACGGAUGUUUACUCGUGGGAGCAGAAAGUAAGGAUCCCUCUGUGUUCACCAAGGAAUACUGUGGAUUGUUUAAGGAUUCCGGUGUAAUGCCCAAACAGCACUUGUGCAGAUUUUUCGUGUCACCAGAGGCUCGGCUGCUGCCCGGAACGCCGCUCAAUGUGUCGCAUUUUAGAGUGGGCGAUUACGUCGACGUUCGUGGAAAAACGGUGGAUCAUGGUUUUCAAGGUGUAGUAAAACGACACGGUUUCAAAGGAAUGCCCGCGUCCCAUGGUGUAACGAAAACUCAUCGUAGACCAGGCAACAUCGGAGCCGGUGGAGAAAAGGCGCGUGUUUGGCCUGGUACUAAAUUGCCUGGCCAUAUGGGAAAUCGGUGGCGUACUCUAAGAGGUCUCAGAAUAUGGCGAAUCAAUACCAAGUAUAAUGUUAUGUGGGUGCAAAGUAGCAACAUAGCCGGCAGUACGAAUGGUUUGAUUUAUAUCUACGACACUAUAUUGCCUUUGAGGAAGUGUAAAGAGGCGCCUGCUUUUCCCACUCACUUCGAGUCCGAGAAUGACGUGUAUGGGGACGACGAUAUAUGGCAUGAAGAAAUACAUAAUUUUAAAGAAGGUUCUAUAACAUUUAAGGAAGAAUAAAAUUUCAAACUGUCGGUAGAAGAACCAGA